AUGUCUGAAGGUUCUCAACGAUUGCAGAAGUCGGAUGAGGCUGAACUGAGGAGAAAGAAGCAUUUAGAAUGCUGUAACGUGGAAUGGUUGACGCGAAAUACAAGCCCGGCUCAAAAGCGAGACAUAAAAGUGCAAACUGGCGAAAAAGCUCAAACAGAAGCUAAAGAUCCGAAACAGAAGCAAGUCAAGACGCCGGAGAGUAAUCAUGGAGACGGCAGUGCGAGGUCAAAGGAACCGAAGCAGCCAGAAUGGUCCGGGAGACCAACAGACGAUGUCUCGCGAUCAGGAUCGCCCGAGAUCCGAGCUUCGAGCACCAGAGAACCGAGGCGUUAUUCCAGAGAGCGAAGAAACUCUGUUUCAGAGCAAAAGUGUCUCAACGAAAACGGUCACUCGGGGCUUAAUCCGCACGAUCCGAGUCUUUCUAUUCGAAGAACCAAGUCGCUAUCAUUGAAUUCCAAAGGCCACAUAGAAGAAAAUAAGCCUGGGUUUCUGAGGUCGCUGUUUAGUCGCAAGAAGAAGGCGCCUCCAAGAAAAGAAGCAGCUAAACGCAGUAGUGGUUUUUUUGAAAGAUCUAGCCGUCCUGAAGUCCCUAAGCCCCCUAGCACCGCACCAUCAGUAACUCAAGAAGAACCGCUUAAGUCAAGCACUGUGCCUAAUAAUAACGAUAAUAAGACUUUGCUCACGGAUCUUCCAAUGCCUCCAAUAAGCAGAUCUAAAACAGUACCUAUUAGUCCAGAUGAUGAAGAUAUAAAGUUGGAAAACUUCCUUCAACGCUUUAGAAGUGCAACCAUAUCAUCUGGUAAUGCUGUGAGAUCACCACCUAGAUCCAUUCCAGGUAAAUUUUCAAGACCAAAUACUGCUAAGUCGAAAGCUACUUUUUCCAUCGACGAAGACGUGAAUUCAAUCGACGACACUAGUUCACAGCAUCAUUUCGACGCCAAGGGAAGGCCAGUUCCAGCGCAUCCAACAAAAUCAAGUUUUCCGCCGGCAUUGAAGAAGUGCAAUCGCACACCACGCACAGAAAAAUCGAAGCGCACCAGUAUUAGCUCUCCCACAACAACCAACAAAUUUGGUGCAUUUCUCAAAAGAGUGACCUCUCAUACCGAUGAACAAUCCUCGAGGACUUCGCUUAUGGACUCGGAAUCAGAUUCUGAAGAUGAAGAAGGCAGUGGAGGUUUUCAAAAUGGCGCAAAGAUAAACAUUCCAGGCCUAGAGGAUCUAAGGCCGCUUAGGAAAGUUUCGUUUGCUACAAACACGUAUUUUAAUGACCCGCCUCAACAAAUUUGCAGCAAAAAUCCCAGACGGGGUGAGGUCGAGGUCAAGUCUGAUGGAUCGGUCGUUAUUCAUAGGUUAACUCCUGAAGAGAAAAGAGAAAUAUUACAAAGAACAACAGCGGGAAUCGUGGUCGGCGGAUCUGGCCAUUUAAAGCUAUUAAGUAACCCCACCGUUAAUGAAGAUGAUGUUAAACGGAACGAAGAAAGAAAGCCUGAGACUUCACUUUCGAGAAACGAGGAAGCCGAUUCCACUAGCAAUGAAGACUUAAACUGUGUUCAAAACGAUGUAGCAUCGAGUGCCCAAAAGAAUUCUAGUGAUCUGGAAAAAGCAACUGCCAAUAAUGAAGAGGAGGUUUCGGUGAAUAAGGCUGCCUCGGAAGUCAAAAUCGAUAAGCCUAUGAUAAGUAGACGGUCAGCAUGCUCUCUUGAUUCUAAUGUUUCUAUUACUAGCGAAGACAACGAUGAGCCAUACCCACCAACAGACGUCAAGAUUCCUCACGAUGUUGUCUACACGCGUUGCUGUCAUCUGCGUGAAAUUUUGCCAAUUCCCGCUAUGUUGAAGCAACUCAAAAAGGGAUCAACUGACCCUAUCCCUCUGCUGCAACUAAGAAACCCUAAACCAUCUCUGAUCGAAGUCCUUUCAUUCAGUGAUUUUCUCAGUAUUGCACCAGUACUGUGCCUGUCUUUGGAUGGUGUCAAUCUGAGUACUGAAAUGCUGAACGUGAUUAUGUGCGCCCUCACGCACAAGAAGGAGUUCGAGAAGCUUUCCCUCAGAAAUACACCACUAGAUCACGACGGAUGGAGAAUAUUGUGCUAUUUCGUUUCCGGAUGCAAAAGCUUGCGUGCAAUCGAUUUAACAAUGGUUCCGGGCAUUUCCAUCAACGUUCAAAAACCGUCAAAGUCUUCUCAGAAAUCGCGGGUAGUGAGAAUGGAAUGCUCAUUGGAGAAUAGAAAGGAAAUGAACUGGGACUUGCUCACCGCAUCACUCGCUACCAAUAGUGGCCUUGAGGAAAUCAUUCUCUCGGGUGCUACCAUGUCUCUUCCACAAUUCAAGAACUUCAUAGAGCUUGGUUGUAUGCAAACUGAAAGGCUCGGGCUUGCCUAUAAUCAACUCACAGUUGGACAGUGUACCUUACUAGCAGAAUGGCUGGUCCGAUCUAAAGUGACUGGACUCGAUAUGGCAUUUAACGACUUGCGCGGUAAGCUUGGCCGAUUCUCUUCCACUUUAAUCGAAAAAAUGCAGCAUAAUAGCAAUGUGUUCAAAUACCUUUCGCUGAAUUCAACAAAUCUCGAGGUAGCAGAAGACUCAACAUCGAGAAAUAAUGAUGUUUUGAAGUUGAUCAGCAGUUUGUGCUAUUGUGAUAACUUGAAGCUGUUGGAUCUUUCCAAUAAUCCUCAGAUUUUCCCUCAUAUUACGCGACACCUUACAAAUUAUCUACCGGUAUUUGUUAAUCUGAUCAGACUCCAGUUAGACUUCAAUAAUAUACCUCCAACAUCAGUCGUUACUUUGGCUGAGGUUUUACCUAUGUGCCAAAAGCUAAGUUACGUCUCGAUGCGUGGAACAAAACUAGAUUGCGCCGCAGGAUGCGCGCUAGCUGCUGCGAUGCGAAAAAGCUCAUCUCUUUUGACCCUUGAUUUAGAUUUGGAGGGAGUAUCUGAAAAGAUUAGAGACAAACUAUCUCUCUAUGGUAUGAGAAAUCUGGAGACAGCACUUAACAAGGUCAAUGAUGUGGGUUCUACGGGAAUGUCUGACAACUUGUUAUGUUUGCAAAAAGAACUGUCUGAUCUUUUGACUGAGAAGCCAGUCAAGAAAGAGGAUGUGGCAGCAGCGACUCAAAGCUUUGUCGCAAGGCUAACUAAAGCUCGGAGCUUUAUCAACAAAAUGACCGAGGAUCUGUUCAAGUUGCGAGUGGAGGGCAAUUUGACCACAGGUGGCAAGGAGACAUUGAUCAGAUUUUGUUUUAUAGAUGCCACUUUCGAAAGGGGCUUAAGACUCUUGGCACAGCGGUAUGAUAACUCUAUUUCUUUACCCAGCCAUCCUACUGAUGAUUUAGAUUUCGAGGGUAGUGACAUGAAGAGAGUGGGCUCUACUGCAACUCUGUCAUCGAAGAAUUUCUCAGAAAGUGGGCAUUCCGCUCUUCUGCCCUUUCACUACCCGCCAAUUGAAACCCAAGAUCCCGCCGACGACGCUGUGGAGAUUAAGGAAGACGGCCCCGAUACUCUAGGCUCACAUGCUCGAGACCAACUAAAGGAGGAAGGAUCUAUUUUGCGCAAAACGCAUGGUAUUAAAGAACACGUAAAAAAGAACAACGAGAUUUGCAGAUCGCAAAUUGACAGCGAAGGGAAACUUGGAUUUUCCAACGCGGGAGCUACAACAGACUCGUCGCUCGACCCCCACGCCUUGAAAAAAGCCGUUUCCGAGCUUGACAGCGACGAGAUAAAGGACUUUAUUCUUACAAAUGACAUCUCGUCGGUCGCUGAACUGCUAGAAGAAUUGCGGCGCCGCGGCGUGAAUCUAAACGAUAUUUUCAAAAAACGGCAUGAGCAGUGUGCCUCUGGUACUCUCGGAGGGGUUUUAUCCGAUGGCUCAGUCUCCGAUGUUAAGAAAUCCAAAACUGUUACCGGAGUCCAAGCAAAUCUUCAGGACGAAGUGGCUCGAAAAGAAAAAGGCAGUUCGAGUGACUCCGAAACUGAUACAGACAUCAGCAACGAAGGUGAGGCAAUCGAUCGCGUCUACGAUGAAGUACUCGACAACAUUGAGCGCGUCAGAACAAACAGUCACGUAUAA
This is a messenger RNA of Lachancea nothofagi CBS 11611, 4062 nucleotides long. The record is from the annotation of a GenBank genome assembly. NCBI's taxonomy places the organism in Eukaryota, Fungi, Ascomycota, Saccharomycetes, Saccharomycetales, Saccharomycetaceae.